UUAGUCAACAAAAUGGCCGCCAUCAUAAACAAUAAUAGACAGUAAAACUUGGAUUAACGUCAUGAUUACUGCUUCUAUAGAAGUAGUAGAACAAUGAUCACAAUAUCAUAGUUUUAACGUAUCGAGAAAACAUAUUUUUAUUGGCGGAAAAAGGCCACAUUCGAACAUAGUCGAAAUCUUAAUAUCAGUCUGUCUUCUGUUCUGUUCGAUGAGAAGCCUUAUAAAUUAGAAUACUUUUUAACCCUUCCAGGAUUGUAGUUAUGAAAAAUGAGCGAAAAAACUCCUGGACAUAGUAAAGCAACUCCGAUUAAACCUUCGGACUUAAAAAGGCACGUCAUUUUCCUCGACGUGCAAGGAUAUUCGAAUUCUUCCAAUUUAGAAAAGUAUCUAACGCAACUUGGUGCCAAAAUCGACAAAUUUUUGUCAAAAGAUGUCACAUGCGUCGUUACAAAUCGCAAGGAAACGAAAUCUGAUACUAGCCUCGCCGGCGAAGAUGGAAUUUACAUGUCAAGAUCGCAAAUUAUGCUCAACAAAUCGAAAGAAGUGAAUAAAAACGCUAAAUCAAUGAAUCCUGUCGAACGAGCUAAAAAACUAGGAAUUCGAAUAUGUAAAUUAUCAGAAAUUUUGAAGUUGAUAAAUUCUACUGGUUUAAACAAACGUUCGUCGUCUUCGGAAUCUGUUCGCUUUCAACACCUAACCGAUUGCUUCAUAAAAAUCGAUGAUAGCAACAGCGGAUUAAAGCCUGUGUACCAAAAAUUGUCUAGUAUGCCGACGGUAGAGUUAACACGUUCCGGAUCUCCAUUCUUAACAACGGAAGAUGAAAAGGAGGAGAAAGGAAGUGAUAAAAAAUCGGAAGUAUCGAAAGAAACUAAGACGUUAUCAAAAGAUAGUAUUUCGGCCGCUUCUACUAAAUCUAAACCAACAAAAAAAGAGAGAAAAGCCUCUAAGAAGAAGGAGAACACUUAUUGCGAAUGUUGUAACACUGUAUUUACUAAUUUAGAGGAGCAUUUAAAAUCCAAUGUUCACAAGGCCUACUUAAAUUCGAAAUCAAAUUUCACUAAUUUGGAAGAGACGCUCCGGGAGAUACCGACUGUGGAUAGACUUGUUGAAGAAUCUCAGAAUAAGCGCGUCAAAACAAAAGGUGCUAUGAAAUUUAUGCAAAAUCCUCAAAUUCUAGCCGAGCUAAACGACGUCAGUGAGAAACCGGAGGAGAAACAGUCGAAAAGAAAUAGUAUUGUCGUGACGGAAAAGAAUGGAGAAUUAUUUAGCUCUGAGAUACGUGCUACCGUUAUAAAAUGCUCACCCGCUAAAGAGGGGAAAUCUCCGACUCGUGCAUUUAAGGAGCAUGAUAAGCGUUCAUCGUCUUGUGAAUCCAGAAAGCAGAAGGAAAGGAAACAUCAAAAAUCUGAUUUGAACUCAUCUAGGCAAAAAGAGAAAAGAGAAGAUAAUAAGGUUAAAGAACGAAAGAAAUCCGAGAGAUCACAAGGUGGAAAGGAAAAAUCUAGUCAGGAAAGUGAAACUGAUAGAAAAAGUAAUCAAAAGGCUCAAAACGUUCUUCGUCGGGUAAUAGAUGACGACUCACUAAUUUCUGCCAUUUUAAACGAGAAGGCUUCUGAAAAUUGUUCUAUAUGGCGUAGACCAACUACCAAGGUCAAUUACAAAUCGCCUGAUAAUUUUGAUUGGCCGGAUAAGGCAGAGAAGAAGCCUAAGAAAAGUCCUGCGAAUGAUUCCAAAUCUAAGAAGAGGAGUAAGAGCUCAAAGGAUACUGAUAAGAAAGACAAAAUUCAGCGUUCAACUCCACCUUUCGACAAAACUGCAGAUAAUUCAAAGUCUUCAUCAAAGUCUGGCGGAUCUAAGAAAGGCAAAAUAGGCACCGAUAAUGAUGAUGAAGUAAUUAGUUUUAAAAAGAAAUCGAAAUCAAAAUUGGAUACGUCGUCAGAGGUCGAAAAAAGUCCGAAAAAGAAGCCCAAGCCAAAAAGAAUUCGAAUAACUUCUAGUAGCAGUAGUUCCGAGGCAGAAAAUAAUGAAGAAGAAAAAGUUCCGGAGAAAACUGCUGAAAUAAAAAUCCCUUUCUGUUGGGAUGAUUUCAACUCCAGUGAAAGCGAUGAUUCAGACUCAGAUUGGUCAGAAGCUGAGAAAAAGAAAUCUAAAGCUAAGAAAAAAUCAAAACGUCAUCCCCCAGCAUCAAAGAAAGAUAAAACUGCUCUUAUUUCAUCACCGCGGAGUAAAAGAGAUAAUAGUGAGGCUGAUGCUUUCCUUCGCCGUAAGGAACUAAUGGCUAAUCAACCAAAAAAGAAGUCCAAGGGGAAAAAUUUAGCUAAUUAUGAAAAGUAUGUUAAGAAAGUAGAAGAAGAGGAAAAGAAUUCAAAGAAGAAAAAAGAACCUGCAAAAACGGAAGUUUCUCUUCCAACUCCCAUGAAAAAUUGUAGCUUACAGUUUGACUCUUCUGACGAUGAAACACCAAAAAUCGACAUGAAUACUCUAUUAAACUUCGAUAAAGAUUCAUCUCCAUCAAAUUCACCUGACUUUUUAGAUCAAUCUCCCCUUAUACCUGAUGAUGCCUAUUUAAAUGAUGUCUUGAAUCAUCUGGGUUCAAUUGAAGAUAAUAAUGAAACACCUUCAGAGACACCUAUAAGCAGUGUUCCUCCAGCAACGCCAUCGUCACAAAGGGUUCCCCAGCAGACUCCAAAUUACGUACCGUCUACUCCAGCCGAGUGCGAUCAGCCUAUGUCUGUCGAGACCUUUUGUGCUCCAUCUGUCUACGCAUCCCAGACUCCUGAUUAUGCGGCAACACCUUAUUCCGUGCCACCUGGCUCAGUCGCCCAGCCUCCAUCGAUCCCAAUGCAAGAUCCAAUGACUCCUUGCCCUAUUGUCACCAAAAGUCAUGUGACAAAUGCCGACUUUGAGGAGACACUAGAAAUGAUUGAUGACUUUCAGAGAAAGGAAAAUGUCACUGCUUUAACAGUUGAACAGCAAGAGAUUUUGAAUUCAUCUUUGAAUUUUUUGAAUGAGCCUUUAGAUGGGGCAGGUCAAAUAGCUAACAAUGAACAAGAGUUUCAUGAUCUGGAAUUGGUUCUUGAGGGCCUAUCUCAUAGUAACGCUCCCCCAACAACUUCUUUAAGGGAAGAGUCUAUCGAAAAAAUACUAUGUUUAAAUGAACAGAAAAAAGAAGUUGUUGAAGAACCAAAACAAACAUCUGAAACUUUACAUUCUGAAUCAACUGAUAUUUCUGACGACGAGCACGAGUUCAAUUUGGCUAGCGAACAUAAUCGUCGCUCGUCGCAACUUGCUAGUCCAUCUUCAUCUUCCAUUGACGAACUGAAACAAGAUGUAGAGGUAACAGAGAAAACAGAAGUAAAUGAAUUAAAAGAAGUAUCUGAAUUAAAGGAAGUAAAUGAGUUAAAGGAAUUAAAUGAAAUUAGGAAAGAUAGGGAAUUCAAGGACGUUAGUGAUAUAAAAGAGACAGAGAAAGCGGAAGAAACACCUGUGAAAUUUGAACAAAGUGAAAAAGAACAAUCAAAUGCACCCGUUAUUGAUUUGGCAAAAGUUGCUGAGGAAGUCGGAAUCAGUGAAUCAAUUGAUGAAGGACAUGCUGAAGCUCAAAGGCCCAUUGAAACGCCAUCAUCUGCCUUUCCCAUGCAAGAAGUUUUGAACAUGGCUCCAAUUCAUCAACAAUCUGCUUUUGAACCUCCACCACCUCAUCCUCCAGUUCAGUUUUUUCCAAUGCAACCUGGAUCUAACUUACAUCCAUUACCUCAGAACUUUUUGGCAAAUCAAUCACUUAUACAGCCGAAUUUUAAUUACAAGCUGAAUUUAAUAUCAAAACCAACUGAUUUGGUUAAUCAGAUUCAGCGACCUCCGCCGACAGUUACUACUGCUUCAAUUCCUACUUCUGCUGUAACGCCCCUUAGUGAACAAUUACCUGUUGCCCAUUCAUUAUCUCAUCAUAGUCAUCCCCUACCGCACUACGAUCUUCGACCCACUUUGCCUUUAAAGCAAGCACCCUUCGACUCAAUGAAGAUGGAUUUAAACGCUCAUAUGAUGCAGCAAUCUACAGUCGUCCAGAAUCUUAUGAGACAACAAAGUGUUACGCCACAGCCACCAAAAAAGGCCGCUGCAGCUGUAGAGAAGAAGCGAUUAGCGGCCGAGAAACUGAAAAACGCAGAAGAUAACUCUGGGGACAGCAGCAAGUAUUCAACUAUAGACGAAGGAAUUUGUCAGCAGUUAGACUUAGGUGUUUUUGGCAACGAAAGUAUAAACAUCCAAAAAGAACCAGAGAGACCCAUAAGUCCUAUGAAAUUACCUAUGGAAUCUCCAAAAUCAAGAACUCCCCUUGCAGGUCCCAUCUACUCGCCAGUCACUCCUGCCGAACCUUCCCCGAAACCUCUCCCUAAAUCCUCCACUGAUUCUCCUGCAAACAAAUCAGACGAAAAGUUAGAAACACAAAUCGAAACACAGAAGAAUAUUAUACAAGAAACAACCAAAGAAAGGGAAAUAUCCUCUCCACCUCCCCGUCCACCCUCCCCUCCCCCUCCCGAGCCCUCUAUCCCCAAGACCCUCUCAGUCCCCAUUGCAGUUCCUAAAACCAUACCCUCAGUAGAUCCAUCACCUUCACAGAAUGUUCCUUCAGUAGCUACCUCGACAGUUGUUGCUGAAAUUGAGCAUAAAUUAGACGUAACAAACCCUUCGAAGAAAGGUGGUUUAGAUAGCAUUAUAUCUAAAAUUGAAGCCACAAAUGUGAAACGUAAAGAAACACCAUCAACUCCAAAAGCUGAGUCAAAAAUUAUCGCCGAUAAUAACCUACCGUCUAGUCACAAGCGAAAGGCAUCCACACCUCAACGCCGAAAGAGCUGUCACGAAACGCUCUCAGGAAGCCAAUUUACAUUUCCUAAAUACUUUAUUCCUCCUUCGCCAGAGCCACCGCCCAAGCCAUCCGCUUCAAGCGAAAUAUGUAAGCCCUUAAAGAAACGGCAUUUACAAUUGGCUGAAUAUUUUGAACAAACGGAAACGAAGGAAGAUACAGUUGAAAAAGAAAAACCACAAGUGAAAAUUGAAAGGCGUCAAACGCGAUCAUCUACGAGAUUGCAAACGGAAGCCGUUAAAGAAAAAGAGAAGUCGAAGCCGAAAGUUUCUGAAAAGCCUACAUGUAGUAAAAAGAAGGAAAAAGAAGAGAGGCCAAAGCCUCAGUCUGUUAAAAAAAUUCCUCCCAACCUCACUGAAUCGUCAAACGAUGAUGUUCUAGUCAAGGUUACGGUAGCGUCAGCAAAUAAACUUAAGAUAAAGCGGUUUGUGAAGAAACCGAAAAACUCUCUUUCAACCAAUGAAUCCUCCUCACCGACCAAGCCUAAUAAGGCGGAACAAAAGGAGGAUAUUUACGAUUUUGAUAAGCAAUCCGACGUUAUCGAAACAAUUGCUGUAAAAGGUCAGCAGACUCCGCAGCCGAAUCCGCUACCAAUUCCACAAUUGAAUCCCCAGACGCUUGUCAUGCCUAAACUUAAAAUAAAACGUAUUAACUCUGAUACGCCUGAAGGUAGUACGGAUGAUUAUGAAAUUGAGAAAAAUGAUGGUGAAGUUUCAGAAAAAGUAGAAAAGAUGGCUGGUAAAAGAAAACGCCAUAAAGAACAUAAAAAGAAGAAAAAACGUCGAAAGUCAGCGGAAUCACAGUCUAUUUUAGAAACAACUGAGGGUAUUAAAUUGACUAUUAAAACUGUAAAGCCGCCAAAUGACUUAAAAGAACCUACGGUGGAAAAUAACGCCGGAAGUGGUAUAAAAUUAAAAAUUAAGCUGCCAAAAAACGGGGAACAUUCGGGGAGUGAGGGGGUAGAACGAAGAUCGAAAAAACAUCGUAAACGAAGGCCCUUCGAAGAUGACGACGACCAAACGUCCAUCGAGAAGAAGCAUAAAUUAGAUUAUAUCCGCUCUAUACUUUGACAAGAAAAAUAGGAAAAAAGACGCCGACAGAGUACUAACACAGUAUUUUUUUAGAAGAUGGGAAAAGAAGAAUAGUUUUGUAUUCGAGAUCCUGGUGAGGAAUAAGGGGAAAAUAGUCGCUCCUUUUUCCUUUUAUUUUAUUUUUCUUCUGUGUGUACGUCUGACCGUUUACAGUCGCUUUAGCUGCUAUUUUCGUUCAUUAGUUAUUGUUAUUCUAAAAAGAGGAAUAAAUUCUUCGUAUAGAGAUGUAAAUAAACGUAAAAAGUUCCAUAUGCUGAAAACAAACAAAUACAUCAAUAUUUAAUAAAUACAAAUUUUAUGAAAGAAACUUUCUCAUUCUGACUAUUAGUCGAAAAUUAUCGAUCUGUCUAAAGCCUCU
Messenger RNA from Dimorphilus gyrociliatus, 6310 nucleotides. The record is from the annotation of a GenBank genome assembly. NCBI's taxonomy places the organism in Eukaryota, Metazoa, Annelida, Polychaeta, Dinophilidae.